This is a messenger RNA of Perca fluviatilis (European perch), 3714 nucleotides long. RefSeq names its product SLX4 interacting protein (gene slx4ip). NCBI's taxonomy places the organism in Eukaryota, Metazoa, Chordata, Actinopteri, Perciformes, Percidae. The record is from RefSeq and is a predicted model, not a curated record. Bases 1560 to 2681 code for a protein of 373 amino acids. The transcript is spliced from 5 exons.
GGCACUGAUGUCUGACUGUCCUGCUGAUUCAACUCCUGUUCAUAAAGGGGUUGCGUGGGAAUUGCAGUUCUCCUGACACACAGUCACUACAUUUACAUGCACACUAGAAACAUGGUUAAUGGGAGAAAUCAGGUUACGGCAGGAAAUCGGAGAAUGCCUUCACAUGCACUGCAAUAACCAGGUUACUGUAAAACCCUGCGUUUACAUGCAGCUGGUGGGUAAUCAGAUUUCUCUCCUUCUCAGUGCCAUGCUUUUGAAGCAAUGCUGGCAUACUUUGAGUGUAUUAAUGAUAUAUAAUACUGCAGCCUGAAGAGUUUCUUUUCUUGGUGGAAACAUUUGGACUAACUGACUGAGAGGCAACUCAUUCUUUCCUUAUUAUGCACAUGAGCCUGAAUCUUUUAAAAAGAAUCCACCAUUCAUCUUAUUCAGACUUAUUUCAGUUUUGAUUUUAGUUAAGGCUUUUGAUUUAAAUAUUUUGCAUACUGAGAUGCUACAUCGCUACAAGUUAUCAUCUUUCUCUCCGUGGAUUGGGACUGCUGCCGUGCCAUGAUACUUUCCUUACGUGUAGGAAGUAUCAUCGUUUACAUCUGCUAACAUAUACAUGGCCAAGAAAUUGGUUUCAUCCAGCAGAAGUCUAGCUGUGUUAAACAGCACUGAGAGAGGACACUCAAUGUAGUAUUCUUGUUAAGUGUCCUGCACCCACUGUGGUCAGGCUUAGGCAUGGCCAGGACCUGCUAGGUCCUGGCCAGAGCAGAAGAGCAGAAAUUCUUAUGGAUUUCUGCAGGAGUCACAACAGCAUGGGCUGCCAGGAAUUUGGAUGGCGAGAAGAAGUAGGCUAUGUUUUCUAUGGCUGUUUUAAUGAUCUCCUCAGGAUAUAACUGAAGUUAAUGAAGUCCAUUCCAUGGGGGCUUACCUUUGACCCUGGUCUGAAUGCUUCUCACUCCUGUCUGUUCCAUUUUACAGUCCUAGUCACUCUGGAUGCCUUUUGGUUUGUUGACUUUUCUUUCCGCUCAUUGUUUUUCCAGGAAGCGGUGAAAGCUGCAGGGAUGUGUGUGUGUGUGCGUGUGCAUGCUCGUGCGCGUGCGCGUGUCUCGAAAGUACAGUAUUCUAGCUUUUGCACCAGCCCUGUGGAGUCUGUGUCUUUUUCUGCAGUUGUCUUGUGGUAUAUUACAAGAUGGUAUAAGUAUCUCCAUACAAGCGGUUACAAUAUUAUCUACCCCAUUUCUGAAAACAUGGCAUGCUGACUUGUUUACUGUUUGAUUUGACCGGUCAUAAUAUUGUUGUGCAUCGGGUUUCAAAACAAUUAAGCAAGACCAUCUUCUUUUGCAGGAAGUACAAAUGAAACCCUUUAAAGUCUCUUCUCUGCAGAUUUGGAUAUUGCACCACUUUGGGCCACAGUUGCCACAGAAAGGGGCCACUCAUUCCCAGAGGAGGCACCAGCAAACUGUUUGUGAGAGAGAAACAUGAAUGUAAGCAUAGCACGAGAGAACCCGGGCGGAGGGCCAAAAGCAACUCUGCGCUGUGCAGGACAUUAAAAAGUUGGAGCAACAGCUGAGCUGAUGUCUCGGGCCAUGGCGUUGUACUGGUUCCCAACUCUGUGUCCAGACAUCCCUGUCAAACUUGUCCUGGGAAUUGGGAAGAACUUCAACCUGGUCGCCAAUUUUCUGAAGCGGCACUUAAACCUCAGAUGUAUUGUCAAGCAGCUCUAUGGGGAUUUGCGUGUUUUUCCUGAACGCUAUGUUGUGUGUGUGAGCUGUCCAGAGGAUGCCUCAGCGCACCAUGGAAACCCGAGUCUGGCCGCGACUGAAUUGAGCGAACAAAGCCGAUCGGAAUAUUUUUCCAGAGUGGGAGAAACCCAAGAGCCUUUAAACUGCCCCGCAAAAACAAAGAAGACUGUGCUUCAAAAGAUAGCCAAACAAGCUAGUGUCCAGCAAGAGCUCUAUGUUUCCAGUAUGGGGGAGCAGCAGAUGGACCAGAGCGCCUGUCCCAAAAACCAAAGAGGGGAACUUAAAGCCGGAGAGUCAGAAUUCAGCUCUGGAUGGAAGGCUCUCCCAGAGGCAGACCACACGGUGCCUUGCCCCGGUACUUUAAAUGAAGCCGUGGCUCAGAUUGGGACUACUCAAAAGCAGGGUCUGACCCAGGAGCAGCAGACUGAGAACAGUCCUCCAGACAGCAUCAUCCCAAAUGGGGCCUCAGUAGUUUUCUGCCAACAUGAAAUCAGUCAUGAGACAAGAAAGAGCAAGAGGUGCAAGUCGAGCGACGCAGGGGAAGACCCUCGCCCACAGAGGGCCAAGAGGACGUGCCUUGGAAGACCUCCAGCCACAAUGCAAACCCAAUCCACCGAGUGCUCCACACAAACAUCCAGGCAUGACCUUCUUCCUCUGCCGCCCCUUCCUCUAGUCGAAGCCAAGGCAGAGUCCAAGGCUUUCCCUGUCUCCGAGCGCAAGAAAACCACACUGGAAGUAGAGCUGCUUACUCCAGGGAAACGGGCCCAGAGGCUCCCCCUCACAAGCAAUAACACGGCACAGACAAACCAAAACAGCCCGGCCGCAAGUCUGAGGGGCCUAUCUGUCAAGCCUGCAUCCUCAGGCUCCUCUAUUAGUUCCAGAUCCACACUCGGAGAGGAGGGGAGUGAAAAUGUGCCCAGAACCUCUAGAUUACGACGACUGAAGAGGUCCUGAGGGGGAGAGACGAGCUACAGUAAAGAUGCCUGACGCCACAGAGAUAGAGAUGAUAUUGUGUCAGGCUACAUGUUUUCCUCACAUGACAUGCAUUUGUACACGUGUCACAUUUUACUAUCUAUAUAAUAUCUAUUCUUUUCACAUGUGCUGUACAUGCAGUACACACACACACACACACACACACACACACACACACACACACACACACACACACACACACACACACACACACACACACACACACACACACUUACACAUUCACAGAUCAAAUGCUGAACACAUUAUGGCAAUUGAUACAUGAGCAUUUGAGUUACGCUUUGUCAAAUACUUGAAACAGACUUUGCCUCCACCCAUAAGUAGUGGUGGUCAAAGAGAGGCUCGCAAAUGAAAGUCAAAAACCUUUAAUUGGAGUUUAGAUUUGGUUUUGUGUUAAAGAUUGGGGAUUUCAGACAGGCAGGAGCCAUGCAGUACGUCAUGGCUUUCAGUCUGAAAUACUGGCUCCUACGUGUCUGAAAACUGUCCAGUUUCCCCGCUGAAGCUCUGGUGUGAUUGAUUGCCGUUUCCAGAUUUAUUUCAUCACCCCAGUCUCAAAAAUGUACUUAUGUAGUUAGAUUUCAUUCAUAUACAAUUUGCUCAAUAAUAAGUUGCUAAGCACCUGAAAUGUAUCUUUAAAUUUGAGGGUAUUAUGCAGAUUUUAUUUUGAACUUGAACCAAAUAUGUGUGGGUUUAUGAGCAGUAUUGAAUUAUUAGUGGUUUUAUUUGGGAGUAGCAGGACGUCUACAGUAUCACAGGUUAAAAUGUAGCUGCUGUCGUCGCCCCAACACUCGACAGGGCUGUUUGGACCAGGGCCAGUUGAGCGAUCCAGAGAGCAUAGGGCAACUAGCGGCCAACAGUCACUCAUACCCCCAUGUAAAGCCCAAGAUGUUCCACUUGAUGACAUAAUGUUGCCUGAAUACAUUACUCGCGAUUUUAUUUUUGUUGGACUGGAAAGACAUUUUAUGAUAUAAAUAAAUUUGUUUCUCCCAUGAAAAAA